ACGAAAAAGAUUUUGUUAUUAUUUCAUUUCAAAUUAUAUACACUAACAAGAAUAAGUUUCUUUCAUAUAAACAGCUGCUUUAAUUAUACAUCUUUCUUAAGAUCAGAUACGAAAUGGAUUUAAAUAAAGACACGGAGGUGAAAGAACAGCAAAGUUCCAAUUUGCAAGCGGUAAAAAUUGAUGAAAGUAAUGAUUUUGGAGACAAUAUAUCAUUAAAACAACAGUUAAAAUUAGAGCCUGAACAAAGUAGUUUCGACACAAAUAUCUAUAAGAAAUACUUUUUGCGUGAGACUAAACUUAAGCCAGAUGCCUAUAUUGAAGAUGACAAGAUAAAUAGCAAAAGGAAUACAAGUAAAAAAGAUACAAUAAUGAAGAAUACUCUAGAAGAUUUAUAUAUUUGUGAUAUUUGCGAUUUUACAACAUCUUCAGAAAUAGGAAUGACUUCACAUAGAAACAGUCAUAUAAAAAUUACAAAUAAAUAUGAAUGUAAUAUUUGUAAACAAGAGUUUAGUACCAACACAUUAUUAAAAAAUCACAAAGAUAAACAUGAAGAUGAAACAUUUCUAUGUAAAAAAUGCAAACUUGCAUUCUCAAAUCACAGAGCAUAUCUUACUCAUUUGAUAAAUCACAUGACUAAGCCACCCUAUACUUGCUUUGAAUGCGAUUAUGAAUUUAGAAAACGAGUAAGUUUAAAGGCUCAUAUAAAGAGUCAUUUUUUAGAUGUUGAAGUUCAAUGUGCUAUCUGUAAGAAAAAAAUUGAAAAGAGGUCUUUGAACAAUCAUAUUCAAACCUAUCAUUCUGCAACUGAAUGUAUCGAAUGUCAUAAACUUGUGUCAAAGAAUAAUAUUGAUUACCACAUGGCAGUACACACUGGAUUAAAACCUGUUCAAUGUUUAUAUUGCGGUAAAGGUUUUAUAACCACAUCCCAAAGACUAAAACAUAGUAGAGUGCAUACAGACUAUAGACCUUACAAAUGUGAAAUUUGCGAACGAGCUUUUCCACAAAAUAUUGAGUUACAGAAACACAUUUUUAGCAAGCACUCAUCACACCGGUACGAAUGUGAUACUUGUGGUAAAAGGUACAAACAUAAGAACUCGUUGGCUAUGCAUAUCCGCAUACACUCAAACUACAAACCAUUUAGGUGCCCUAAGUGCCCAAAAGUGUUCACAGUGUUGCCAUCUUUAAAAUGUCAUUUUUAUGCAAGCCAUAUUAAAGAAAACAAAUUUCAUUGUGAGACAUGUGGUAUUAAAUUCAAAACGAUACAGGGCUUAAGAAGGCAUAAAUUGGCUAAAGCACACCAAAGAAUGGAGUAUAAGUCAAGGAUGGAGAAAUAAAUUCAUUUUAGAAAAUCCAGUCAUACUAGAUGAUUUUUUAUAAGUCACAUAAUAAUUGACCAAAAGUAUUUUAUGUUCUUUGAAUUAUUUAAUAUAAGAAAGCAAUUUAUUUACCUUCAAAACCUGUUUUAUAUUGGCAUCACCGAAUUACACGA
Molecule: messenger RNA, 1489 nt
Organism: Pieris brassicae (large cabbage white)
Lineage: Eukaryota; Metazoa; Arthropoda; Insecta; Lepidoptera; Pieridae
Product: zinc finger protein 805-like
Exons: 2
Coding region: 114-1334 (406 amino acids)
Source: RefSeq, a predicted model, not a curated record